Molecule: messenger RNA, 5239 nt
Organism: Neolamprologus brichardi
Lineage: Eukaryota; Metazoa; Chordata; Actinopteri; Cichliformes; Cichlidae
Source: RefSeq, a predicted model, not a curated record
GUGUCUGUGUGUGUGUGAAGCAAGAUGGAGGGAUCCGAGUGUGCUGUGACCGUGGAGGGGGACUGGACUCCGGCUCAGACCAAAGCCCUGAAGAACAAACUGCACAUUUACUUCCAGAGCAAGAAGAAGUCGAGCGGAGGAGACUGCCGGGUGGAGGCGGAGGAAGGAGCGACGAGGGCGGCCGUUUACUUCAGCUCACCGGAGGUGAGAGAGCGAGUCCUCGCGAGGAAGAAUCACGAGAUCAUCCUGGACAGUAAAACCAUCCAGUUGCGGCUGAGCUCAGAUACAAGCCCAACAAGCAGCGACCGUGUCUCAGACUCAUCGUCAGACUCAAAGACGCCGCAGGCUGAAGCUGGAAGUGGAGCUGCUGCUGCCAGCAAAGAGGACUCAGAGUCGUCUCAGAGCUGUGCGGUGGUUUUGGAAAACGUCACAGACAACAUGUCCACAGAUCUGCUCUCCAUGCUGGUGGAGAACAUCUCUGGGUUGGAUGAGAACGAUGUGGAGAGAUUCCUGUCUGUAAGUCAGACCAGCACAAAGAUGAAGAAGCAUGGACUGACCGCUCGGCCCCUAAAGGUAGCAACAAACAUCCGAGUGGAGAGUCUUCCUCCGACUGUGGUCAAAGAUGUGGAGAGAUUCCUGUCUGUAAGCCAGACAAGCACAAAGAUGAAGAAGCAUGGACUGACCGCUCGGCCUCUGGAGGCAGCAACGAACAUCCGAGUGGAGAGUCUUCCUCGGACUGUGGUGAAAGACAUGCUGGAGUUGUAUUUUGAGAAGACUUGGACUCAUCCCAAAAACAUCAUCAUGAUCCCAAAAGAAAAGGCUGCCAUCAUCACUUUCAGUGAUCCUAAAGUUGUGGAAAAGAUUGAAAUGAUUUUGUCCCCUGCAUGGUUCUACAUCCUGAAGCAGGAGGGGCUCCAGAAAGCUGCUCUGGACAUUUCUCCUGAGAUGAAACUCUCUUAUGAUGAAGGCACCCAGAAGUUAACCAUUACAGGACUCACUGCAGAGUUCUACAAGACCAAGUCAUGGAUCUCUGAGAAGAUAAUGAAUAUGAGUAAGAAACAUCAGAAUGUCCCCCCAUGUCUUCUAGACUUUCUCAGAAAAUUAGAUCCCAUGGACAUGUCCCAGGAUCUGUUCACAUCUCAAGGCAUCAGUGCAAUCUACACCAUUGAAAGCAAAGGGCUUCUCCUGUUGGGGAGUUCUGACAGAGCCCUUGUUGAUGCAGAAAGUAAGAUGAAGGCUGCUUUGGCUUAUCAGAUUGUAGAAGUGGAAGACCAAAAAGUUCUAAAACUUCCCACCUGGGGCCACCUGAAGCAAAAGCUGCUGGAUACCUACAACCUAUCGAAGAAAAAAACUGUGGCCAUUCAGAUGCACCCAGAAAGAAGAAACAAAAUAACAGUGGCUGGUUUUGUGAAUCCAGUGAAAGAGGUCAGCCAUAGUCUGAGGGUAUUUGUUGCAAGCAAUUCACAAGUCCAAGAAACCCUUCAUGUCGAAUCCUGUGCUGUUGUUUUGUUCAUUAAAAAGAAAAAAUCAAAGGAAUGGUCCAGUAUUGCCAAAGAUAAUCAUGUAUCAGUAAGGUUUUAUGUACAGAAGCAGAGCAUCAGCAUCCUUGGUGCUCGUCUUCAUGUUCAGAAAGCCAAAUCUUCCUUUAUGGAACUGGCCAAUGCUCUCUUCACUGACACCUUAACUGUGGACAAGCCAGGAGCAAAGAAAUACUUCCAAAACCAAGGAAAAAUGUUACUGUCUACAUUAAUGAAUGACUCAAGAUGUGCGGUCUUCCUUCGUCCAGAGAUUGAAGAAGAAGAAGCUGCGAAUUAUGAAGAAGAAACGACCCUUUGUUAUUGUAAAGUGCAGACCAACAGUGGAGUACUGAUUUCUGUCAGUAAGGUGGACAUCUGCAGCUUUGUUGUGGACGCUGUGGUCAAUGCAGCUAAUGAGGACUUAGACCACAUUGGUGGCCUGGCUUUGGCACUGCUAAAGGCUGCAGGACCACAGCUGCAGAGAGAAAGCAGCGACUACGUUGAUAAAAAUGGACGUCUACGUCCAGGUGACGCCAUCAUAACAGAUGCCUACAACCUGCCUUGCAAACAUGUUGUCCAUGCAGUUGGUCCACGAUUCUCUGACUUUGACAGGAAGACGGCAGUGUCACGCCUGAAGACUGCAGUGAGAGAAAGUCUGAGACAAGCAGAGAUGGCCAACUGCUCCAGCAUUGCACUGCCAGCGAUCAGCUCGGGCAUCUUUGGUUUCCCUGUUGACCUCUGUGCUGAGACCAUAGCCCAGGCAGUUCGGGAGUACUGUGACAGCCCACAAGGUCUGAGAUCAUUAACUGAGAUUCACCUGGUGGACAACAACGAUAGCACCAUCAGAGUCAUAGCCACAGCUGUGAGCAAGGAGUUCUCAGACCUCGGACCUACCAUGACCAUCCCACAGCAAGCAGGCGGGAAAAGAACAGGAGCUUCAGGUGGACAUAAGCGGGGUCAAGGCAGAGGCAGAGGUCAGAACCAAUCACAUGAUGCCAGCUGGUGCAAUGAAAAACGAGAAGAAGGAAGAGGCGGUGGAAGAGGAGGUGGAAGAGGAGGUGGAAGAGGAGGUGGAAGGGGAGGAAAUCAACACGGUAACAGGGGAGGCCAGAGCCCCAAGCAACAAAUCAGCCAUAGAGAGCAUGGAGGGUUGGAGCAGACCACAGCUGAGGGGCUGAAGAUCAUUUUAUGUAAGGGAAACAUUCAGGACCAGACUACUGACGUCAUCGUCAACACCAUCUCAGAGGACAUGAAACUGAACCAGGGAGCUGUGUCCAACGCCAUCCUGUCAGCAGCUGGAAGCAGUCUGCAGGACGCCAUCUACUCUGAAGCCAGAAGGAACACGCUGCGAUACGGUGAUGUUGUCGUCACUGACGGCUACAACCUCACGUGCCAGAAAGUCUUUCACGCUGUUUGUCCUUUCUGGGACAAAGGAGGCAGCCAGGCAGAGGAGGAGUUAACGUCCAUCAUCAGAUGCUGUCUGGUGGAGGCUGAGAAACGUCAGAUGGCAUCGUUGUCCUUCCCAGCCAUCGGGACAGGAAACCUGAGCUUCCCCAGAGCCCUGGUGUCCAAACUCCUGCUGAGGGAGAUCCGCUCGUUCAUCAGCAGCAGAAAUCCUCGCUGUCUGAGAGAGGUGGUCAUCGUCGUUCACCCCAGUGACAGCCAAACCGUGGAGUGUUUCACCAGAGAGUUCACCGGUCAGACCGCUCAGAGGAACGUCCAACAUGAAGCUCGUGGUUUUAAUGAGGUACCAGUUCAACAGGCUGUCGACCAAUCACAGCACUCCUCAGUCUUGUCCACCUCCCUCGAUGUGUACCAGAUGCAGAUCGAUCAACUCACCCUUCAGGCAUCAUCAGGUGACAUUACCAAGGAAGCCAGUGAUGUCAUUGUCAAUUCCUCCAAUCAGAGCUUUAACCUUAAAGCAGGGGUGUCCAAGGCGAUCUUAGACGGUGCUGGAGUAACAGUUGAGCAGGAGUGCGCUCAGCUUGUGAGCUCCACGGCUCAGCCUCCUGCAAUGAUCCUGACAUCAGCCGGGCAGCUGCGCAGCAGGAACAUCGUCCACGUCGUCGGCCAGAACGACCCUGCAAACAUUAAAAACACGGUUUACUCGGUGCUGAAGUUCUGCGAGGAGAACAAGUUCAGCUCUGUGGCCUUCCCAGCCCUGGGAACAGGUCAGGGAGGGGCCAGCCCUUCAGAGGUGGCUGAUGCCAUGGUGGAUGCAGUGGUGGAGUUUGUGAAGAGGAAACAGCCGAGGUUUGUUCAGAGUGUGAAGAUCCUGAUCUUCCAGACGGCCAUGCUGAAACAUUUCCACAUGAGCAUGAAGAAGAGACAGGAAGAGAGGGUGCAGGAGAAGACUGUCGUUAGCGAAGCUGAAGAGCAGCCAAUCACUGCUGACAUAGUCCUGGAGAGGGAGGAGUUUAAGCCUGUAGUGCUUCAGCUGUGUGCCGAUGACCACAAGGCAGCGAGUCAGGCCAAGAAGAGGAUUAUUGAGCAGAUUCGGACUGAGCAGGAACAGAAAACCAUCUCUGACCCCUGCAUUAGUCAGCUGUCACAGGCUGACAUGGAAAAGCUGAAGGCUCUGCAGAGAGAACUGACGGUCAGCAUCCGUCUGGACAAAGGAGCAGAGGACCAGGACCCGGAGAUCCACCUGGAGGGUCUGACCAGGGAUGUCUACACUGCUGAGUCUGCAAUCAGGGACAUCAUCCGUAAGGUGGAGCGGGCAGAGGCCUUGAUGAAAAAGGCCUCGGAGAUGAGUGAACUGGUGGAAUGGCAAUUCAAGGACCAUAAUGGGUCAAUGGUGGCCUUUGACAUGAACACCAACCUCACCCUCGAGGAAGCUUUCAAGACUAAACAAAAAGCAAAGAUCAAGAUCAACAAUGACGCGUACACCGCCGACCCAGAGCGUGAAAAAGCAGUUUCAGCAAACGGACGUCAUGACGUGGAGCUCCAUCGAAAAGACCUGAAAGGUACCAGCGCUCUGCCUUUGCCUUCAUGUUGGGAGGACAUGAAGGACGACCUGCUGAAGUUGUUUGCUGUGGCUCCAGCAUCUAAUGAAUACAACGAUGUGGAGAAAGAACUGACGAAGACCGGACUCAACCUCAACAUCAUCAGUAUUGAAAGAGUCCAAAAUCCGUCACUGUGGCAGAACUACCAGAUCAUGAAGAAACAAAUGGAGGUGAAGAAUAAACACACAAACAAUGAACUGCUUCUGUUUCACGGCACCACUGACACCUCCAUCCAUCUGAUCAACAAACAAGGCUUCAACCGCAGCUACGCAGGAAAAAAUGCUGCGAUGUACGGCAACGGCUCUUACUUUGCUGCGGACCCUUGCUAUUCAGCAGGAAACUACGCCACCCCCGACACCAGUGGACACAAGCGCAUGUACCAGGCCAGAGUUCUAGUUGGAGACUACACCCAAGGAAAAAAAGGCAUGAUCACCCCUCCUCCCAAAUCUGGGAGUGCCUCAGACCUGUAUGACAGCGUCAUAGAUGACGCUGCUAAUCCAACCAUGUUUGUGGUCUUCAAUGAUAUCCAGGCCUACCCAGAAUACCUCAUCACAUUUACAUGAAGUACCACACUCCCAGUCUAUCAACUCUGUCAGAUAAUAUAAAAUACUGUACGUCUUUGAAGGGGGCGCUGUUGCUUUCAUUUUUCUUGCUGCUGGUGUCACUUUGUACUUUAAAUCUAAUCAAAUGCAGUUUGAAGGAGCAUUAAAGUAACAA